UAUUAGAAGAAUUAAAUUUCAUCCAACAUCUGACUGAUAGUUCGAAUAAUAUUUUGCCCGAUACAAAUGAUUCAAAUGAUUCAAAUGAAUUAAAAAAACCCAUCCCCGUUAACUGUUAGUAAUAAUAUUCCUUUACAGUUAAGUAAUGAUUUGCCUAUGAAGAUUGAACAUUAUACUAAUGAAACUUUAUGUAAUACCGCCUAUAAUAACAAACUAUCUGAUCAUAUCGAACUUAGCACUAUUUCAAACACCUCAAACCUACAUUUGAAUGUUACGAGUGUUGAUGAUGACUACGAUGCUACCAUAAUAGAACAACCGUUUUCUACCAAAUUAAUUCAAUGGGCUACUGAACAUAAUGUACCUAAUAAUUCUUUUGACGGUUUACUAAAAAAUAUUGAAUACUCAUAAAUGCUUUAACGAUAUCCCAGUUUCUAGUAGAACUUUUUAUAAAACUUAUUCAGGAGUAUCUUAUGAUAAACCUGUUAAAACGAAGAUAGUUUCACCCGGCAUUUACUACCAUUUUGGUGUAGGAUAUAGUAUUAAAAAAGUAUAUUGAUAAACAAUUUUCAAGUGAAACUAUUAAAUUAGUGAUCGGAAUCGAUGGAUUGCCUUUGAUGAAAUCCUCGGGAAGUGCAUUUUGGCCAAUAUUAGGUUACAUUCGACAGAAAAAAUGAAACUGUAUUCCCUAUUGGCAUAUAUUGGGGUUAUAGCAAGCCAGAAGAUAGCAAUAUUUUUUUUGAAUGAUUUUGUGUCUGAGAUUAGAGAACUUGUAAUAAAUGGCAUUGAUGUUGAAUUAUUUAACAAUAAUAACUGUUUAACUGUUUUUUCAUAAAAAAGUAAUAGUUGACACAUUUUGUUGUGAUGCGCCUGCUCGAGCAUUUGUGUUGAAAACUAAAACACAUACUGGCUUUUAUUCUUGUGCUAGAUGUACAGUAAAAGGUCAAUAUUUAUUAAAGCGUGUAUGUUUUCCUGAUUUACGGUGUUCUAUUAGAACACAUGAAGAUUUCAUUAAUACAAUUCAACGUCAAUAUCACAAAGAUGGUGAUGUAACUAAAAUUAUUAGCAUUCCAAAUUUUGAUGUUGUACAAAACUUUUCAUUAGAUUACAUGCAUGUGGUAUGUUUAGGUGUUGUUAAAAAAAUAUUGAUGUUGUGGAAGGGGAGCUUUAGAGUUGAAAGGAGGGAUGUUAAUAAUCAAAAAUUGAAUAAUCGAAUAAUUAAAAAUAUAUCAGAUAGACUUUUAUCAAUUAAAACAUAUAUACCAUGCGAUUUUGUUCGUAAACCUAGAUCCUUAGAUGAAUUGGCACGCUGGAAAGCUACAGAGUACAGAUUAUUUCUUUUAUAUGUAGGAAUUGUUUCUAUUCAUUCAAUUGUGCCCAAAAAAUUAUAUCAACAUUUUUUGUCUUUAAGUAUAGCCAUGACUAUUUAUUUGAGCCCAAACUUCAGAGAUUUAGCUGAAUUUGCUAAAUUGUUAAUGUUUAAGUUUGUCAAAGAUUUUGGUAGUUUGUAUGGAAAUCACUUAAUUUCUCAUAAUGUGCAUGCAUUAAUCCAUUUGUUCGAUGAUUAUAACAAUUUUGGCUCAUUAGAUAGUGUAAGUUGUUUCAAAUUUGAAAACUACAUGGGUCACUUAAAAAAAACUUGUUCGUAAAAGUGAUAAACCUCUUCAACAAGUUGUUAAAAGAUUUGAAGAGCGUUCUAAUCUUAUUGAUAAUCCCACAGUGAACCUGAAUAAUAAAAAAAACUGAAACUUUGUUAAAGAAAUAUGUUAAAGAACAUAAUGAAGGUCCAUUAAUAAGUGGCACUACAUCUCCUCAAUUUAAAAUUUUAAUUUUAGAUAAAAUUAAAAUUAAAAUUCAUGUCAAUGCUGACUCAUAUGUUGGCUUAUAUAUUAAUUCAUCUUUUGCCUUAGUGAAAGUGAUCAAUAUUUGCUAUUGUCAAUGUUUAAAAAAAAAUAUAAUAUUAGGUAGACAGUUCAAUAGGCUUGAAAGAUUGUUUGAGAAACCCAUUAAAAGUGAUAAACUGGGUAUUUAUAAGGUAAGCAACUUUUCUAAAACAAUUUGCAAGUAUAACAUUGAAGAUAUAUUUACAAAGUAUGUUAUUUUAAUUACACAUGAUUUAGAUUUUGA
This is a messenger RNA of Melanaphis sacchari, 2124 nucleotides long. RefSeq lists its product as uncharacterized. The transcript has a single exon. Bases 1107 to 1646 code for a protein of 179 amino acids. The record is from RefSeq and is a predicted model, not a curated record. NCBI's taxonomy places the organism in Eukaryota, Metazoa, Arthropoda, Insecta, Hemiptera, Aphididae.